AAAUGUUAUUUGGAACGGUGCAGUGCUGCAAUAUUAGAUAGUUUUUUGUGCGUUUUACGUGUUAGGAUGUCCGACUUGAGUGAUGAUGAACCAUUUGAGGAUUCGGGAUUCGAAUAUUUACCUAGUAGUCCUGAUAGGGAUAGCGAAAGCGACGACAGUUUAACGAGUAUUUUAGAAGGCGAAGAUCAUGUAGCUACAAUCUUGGGAAAUUUUACUGUUGUAGCAGAUCCGUUUUCGGAUAAAAGAGUUACAACAACAGUGCCUUUUUCUGGUGAUUAUGAAGGCAAUCGAACUAGAGAACAUGAAAGAUCCUGUAAAUUAUUUGGACGAAUGAACGUGCAGGAAGGUACCUCAUGGAGAUUGGUACCCAAAAAGUCUACGGUAUCAUUUGGAAUGAUGUCACAGUUCCGGAGAUGUAUAUUUUUCUUUCGUUGAAUUUAUAUAUGGGUCUAGUACGAUAUCCGAGUAUACGGGACUAUUGGAACAAAACCUUUUUGUUUUCUGGUCCAAAUAUAUUUGAUUCACAAAUAAUGAGUAGAAACAGGUGUUUCGUUAUUCUAAAGUUUUUAAGAUUUAGCUAUCCUCAAACUGUAGCAAUAGACGAGUGUUUGGUAUUAUACAAAGGGCGACUAAAUUUUAAACAAUUUCUCAAAUCAAAACGAGCACGCUUUAUUUUUGCCAUAUAUUUUGGAAAGGACAUAUAUAAUGUUGAGGAUGUUCACGGAUCAGAACAUCUGUAACUGUCUGAAAGAAUCGUGGUUUAUUUGUUCAAGCAACUGUUAGAUCAAGGUCGACAAAUAAUUGGUACAUGUCUCUGAGACUAGCAGAGUUUUUGCUUGCAAAAAAAACUUACGUAACUGGUACCAUACGGAUCAAUCGGGGAGUUCCUAAAGAACUAACCGAAAUAAGUCUCAAAAAAUUCCAAACUUGUUUUGUACGAAAAAAAUGAUGUUUUGAUUAUUAGAUAUAGAGACAAAAGAGUUGUUUUCCUGUUGUCUACCAAGCUCACAGCAGGAUUUGCUGAAAAAUCGGUACCAGGCAUUAGUGUCUACUAAUCUACUACUCCAAAAACCAUCUGCCAUUGAACAUUAUAAUACCAAUAUGGGAGGGGUACAUGCACUGGACUGUACAUGGAACCGUAUAACUGCGCCAGAAAAAAUUACAGCUGGCUUAAUAAGAUUGGCUUACAUAAUGUAUAGCGUAUGAUUUUGCCAAAUGCCAAGGUGUUAUAUAUACAUGCUAACGGCAAGGAUAUGUGUGGCAUUUGCCAUAACGCACCAAUUUAUCUAUGUUCAGAGGCACAUUUUGAUGAAUACCAUGGCUACAAUCAAGUUUAAUAGACUCCAUGUUUGGUUUUGCACGCCACUGUGUUUUUGUUUGCAAUUUUUUCCCUAGCGUUCAGAAAAAUCUAUUUAGUGUUCAAAUUACUCACAUGCUGGUACCCUUUAUCUAUCAUUUAUUUUUUAUAUACAAGAUAUGUCAAAAGAAUUGUUUGAUUUUCAAUGUCAACAUCAUUCCAUUCAGAAGAAUAUACCUAGGAUCAAAAGAAUAUAAUAUCAUAUUUUAUAUUCACCUUCUACGCCACUGCGUGUUUUGUAUGAUUUAUUUUUCUGUUCAGUAGGAAAAAAUAUGUGCUUUUUUAUUUCGAUUGCAUAUCAUUUAUAAAAAUAUACUAUUUUUUUACAUAG
Molecule: messenger RNA, 1688 nt
Organism: Diorhabda sublineata
Lineage: Eukaryota; Metazoa; Arthropoda; Insecta; Coleoptera; Chrysomelidae
Exons: 2
Coding region: 67-435 (122 amino acids)
Source: RefSeq, a predicted model, not a curated record